This is a messenger RNA of Babjeviella inositovora NRRL Y-12698, 3631 nucleotides long. It is a transcript of the gene SAC1, whose product is annotated as phosphatidylinositol-3-phosphatase. Gene Ontology annotation, molecular function: phosphatidylinositol-4-phosphate phosphatase activity. The transcript has 2 exons. Gene Ontology annotation, biological process: phosphatidylinositol dephosphorylation. NCBI's taxonomy places the organism in Eukaryota, Fungi, Ascomycota, Pichiomycetes, Serinales. Gene Ontology annotation, cellular component: endoplasmic reticulum. The record is from RefSeq and is a predicted model, not a curated record. Bases 1 to 3219 code for a protein of 1072 amino acids.
AUGCUUUUCUACUCCCAGUCCACGGACGGAACCGUUUACGUGAAAGACACAGAUGCCUCGACGCUCAUCGUCUCAUCCGACGCGAUCACGGUGUCAAAGGAUGCGGACCUCGGGCUCCAGGGCACGCCGGCGGCCGCGCUCUUGGGGGUGCUCCGUUUGAAGUUGAACAAAUACGUGGUUUUGGCGGAGACUGCGGAGGCCGUGGGGUCAUUCAACGGUGCAAGCUUCUUCCAUGCGCGCACGUUCAAGGUCCUUAAUGUGACGAAUCGCAUGGACGAUGAGGACGAGUUGCACUUUUUGCACCUUCUCAACCUCCACCUCUCGAAGGCCACAUUGUACUUCAGUGAUGCCUAUGACUUGACCAAUUCUUUACAGCGCCAACACGAAAAGGCGGCGGCUGACAGCCGCUUCUUCUGGAACAGACACAUGUGCCAGGACAUUGCGUUCGAGCGCUUUGUGACUCCGUUCAUCUACGGGUAUGUGAAGUUUGUGGAGGCGCAGAUUGGCGGACGCCGUGUCUCGUUUGGACUUGUGACCAGACGCUCGACCAUGCGCGCGGGGACCCGCUACCUCAGACGGGGGAUCGACGACGAGGGCAACGUGGGAAACUUUAACGAGACCGAGCAGAUCCUCCUUGUGGAUGGGAAGCAGUACUCAUACCUCCAGACCAGAGGAUCGGUUCCGGUGUUUUGGUGCGAGGUGAAUAAUAUAAAGUACCGCCCGAACCUCUUUGUCAACAAGGAAGCCUCGCUCGCGCCGGCCAAAAAGCACUUUCAGGAGCAGACCCAGCUCUACGGUAAGAACUACCUCGUGAACUUGGUCGACCAAGAAGGUUACGAGCUUCCGGUCAAGGAGGCAUACGAAGAUGUGGUUGCGCUUUUGGGUGAUGCCCGUCUCCAGUACAUCUACUUCGAUUUCCACCACGAGUGCAGAAAAAUGCAGUGGCACCGCGUAAAGCUCUUGCUCGAGCAGUUGACCGCGUUGGGCUACUCCAACCGCGACUACUUCUCCAGUGAAGGCUCCAAGCAGACUUCUGUUGUCAGAACGAACUGCAUGGACUGUCUCGACCGCACCAACGUUGUCCAGUCCAUGCUUGCGCGCUGGAUCCUCCAGGAGCAGCUCAUCGAAACUGGUGUGGUUGACAAGACUCCAUGGGAGAUUGUGUCCCCGGCGUUUAACCUUGUUUUCCAGAACAUGUGGGCCGACAAUGCGGAUGCGGUUUCGUUCGCUUACUCCGGCACCGGAGCGUUGAAAACGGAUUUCACUAGGACGGGCAGCAGAACCAAGAUCGGUGCCCUCAACGACUUGAGCAACUCCAUCACUCGCUACUACCGUAACAACUUGGAGGAUGGUGAAAGACAGGACGCGUUUGAUAUCGCCUUGGGAAACUUCCACGCCUACGAGUCCGUUGUCUCGCCGUUUGCCGACGCCAGACCGCUGUUUGUACAGGCCGUGCCGAGUCUCAUUGCCGCGUCUUUUAUCGUUACGUUGGCAUCGUUCUUCUACCCACGUGGGGGUGCCGUUUUUGGCGGUCAGAACUUGGUGUUUUUAUUGGGCUCUGUGCUCGUCGGUUUGGGUCUUCUUCAGUACGUCAUCAGCCACGGCUCCCAGUACGUCCAGUGGCCGAAGUUGGUUCCGGUUAAUUUCCUCGCCAAAAAGCCCGUCAGUGGCGGCGUCGAAUUUGUCCGUGGCGACACCGCCAAAACUCCAGAUGACGUAAAAACCACCACAAUAGCCCCAUCGGCAACACCCGUGCCCCGAAAAGCCCCGAUAAUCGUCCAGGCGAACGAGCCUAAAGACUUCCGCGUCACCACGAGCCACAUCUCGCUCCUGGUCAAGAUUGACCUCAUCGGCUGCUUCGGCGACCUCUUUGUCCUCCUAGACGACGUCCAUGAACGACUCCACACCAAUCCAUUUCUCCGGGACCACGAGUUCCUCCGCAGUGAGAACCGCAAGUACCAGCGCAGCCCUAAGACACAGCGCGGCGUUGGCACGAGCCUCCAGGGCAUGGCGCGCGAGUGCACGCGGCGCGGCUACGCAAAACUCGACCGCACGGAUCCGCGAUUCGUAGUGGACUUUAAGGAGGUGGACCGCCGUAUCAACGAGAUGUUUCUCAUGUGCGUUGAGCUGGACAUGGGCACGAGAUUGGAUGCGGUGAUCGAGCUCCCCGACCGAUUCCACGCGGUCAACCAGACCGAGUUCUACAAGCGGAUGGUGGAGACCCACGGAACCCAGGAGAUCUACAGGGAGCUAGCAAAGGCUGUCUCAGGGAUUAAUAAAUCGUUGCUAGAGUCGUCAUUUGCGUGGCGAGAAGAGACGAACAGCUUUAACGAGCCGCAGUUGCGCGGUGUCGCGCGCGACCUCGCACGGCACCUACGGCAUCUCCAGCGCUACACGCGCGCGCUCGCGUACCUUCUUGCGUCGAGCGAGGCCAGUCUGGAAGAUUACCUUUCUCCGCAUGAAUAUAUCCACGCACAGCUUUACCUCUAUCCCUCAAGCGCGGUGGACGACUUUCUCGCGGUAAUAGACGGGGGCAUAGUGGCAAACGUCUGGCCGCUAGCGGAGUUUUUCUUUCCUAAGGUGGAGUACUUUCACAAGCAGCUAGAGGCAAACGAGUUUCUGCCACCAUUGCGAGACCCUGAGUUGGUGGUGUUGCUCACAGAGUUCCGUGAAAAAUCGCUUGACAUCUAUUCCGCAAAAGUGCAAUACACUCAAGCGACAAAGAACCGUGUUAGUUCACGCAUGACCAUUCGCGCUGUGUGGCUCUUUUUCGAGUGUUUGCUUGAUUAUGUCACGGGGCUUGCAGAGUUUGUGUCUGUUUUCUCCACCACCUACGUGGAGUUCUUGGAAGGGUUGACGGAGGAGGAACGAGCAGAGUAUCAGUACUCAGAUGAUGUGGUGGUCGAGACGUGUAAGUAUGCUGCGUUCAUGGUGGACUACGACUGGAUUCUAUCGGUGAUGCGCGAGCUCCGGCGCACAACGAUAGACUCGUUGGGAGUGCAAGGGGUACAGGGCACGCUGCGCAACGCGUAUUGUGAUGCCUGGCUUGCGGCAAAACAUUUGCCAGUGCCGGUGUUUGACAAUCUCGAGUCGAUGGAGUGUGACCCCCGCGCGCUUCUGCCGCGUUACUCCGAGACUACCAGGGGGCUUUUCAAGUAUAGUGCGUAUUUGGCGUCGGAAGUGAAACCGCCCGGCUGUCAGGAUAUCAGGGUGGAAUAGAUGGAGGUUAGAGGGAUAAAGGAUAAGAGUUGUACAGUAUAAGGACGAUAGGAUAAAGUGGGCAUAAGGAUAAAGUGGGCAUAAAGAUAAAGUGGACUUUUGGCCCGAAGGAAGUGUUAUGGGAUACUGAGCAUUUGAAUAAGAAUGAUUUAUCUAUCGUGUAGCUGAGAAAAUGGAGGUGGAAAUUUUGCAUAGAUAUUUUGGAGAGAGGUUUGUGCGGGUUUUGGUAUAGACAUGUUAUGGGUGGGCAAGUACAAGAGGUAGAUAAUCUUGUAGGGAUAACCACAGUGAUCUGGAAGUAUAAAGAUCCAAAGUAUAAAGAUCCAAAGUAUAAAGAUCCGAGGUAUAAAAUCCAAAGUACAAAGAUCUGAAGCAUAAAAUCCGAAUUAUAUAGAUCAAAUGUAUAAAGAUC